Molecule: messenger RNA, 1434 nt
Organism: Puccinia triticina
Lineage: Eukaryota; Fungi; Basidiomycota; Pucciniomycetes; Pucciniales; Pucciniaceae
Exons: 6
Coding region: 1-1434 (477 amino acids)
Source: RefSeq, a predicted model, not a curated record
AUGUGGGAGAAGAUGGACUUAUUGCUUCUACAUUCGCCCACCGUCUGCAGCUGCGUCUGUUACUUCAAAUCACAAGUGAGGCUCGUGCCGAAAGGAGGCCUUCGCACUCCGUUGUUACAUGUGAUUUGCGUUUCCCCUGGGAUUUCACCCGAGCCGAUGAGGGCCUCUGAUCCGCAGCCAGCCUGGGGUUGGCUCCGGAAAGCAUCGGAGUCCAGACCAGGCGGAUGUACUGCUGGCGAGGAUGGGUCGAUGGGAUCCUCAUGGUCGGAGGCUGAGUACAGCCUGGCUUCGUCUGGACUGAGCUUGGGAGAGUCUGAAGUUUUCUUCGGCCUACUUCUACCUCGCCCCCCCUCAGCGGACCCCACCCACCCCCACACCGAAAAUCAUCGGAACAACACGGAAAUCAAACGAGGCCCUUCAUUAAUUAAAUUAACUCCAGCCAUCCCCACCAUGCCUGCCGUCUCCUUUGCCGCCCCGCCCCUCGAAGCCAUCAAGAAGCAGUCCCACACCUCGUCCGAUCUGCGGAGCCCGCUGCCCACCCUGCGCUCCAAGUCUGCCUACUACCACCCCAGCUACCACCCCGCAGACUCGCCCAACGUCGACCUCGUCCUCGCCUCCUCCGACAAGAUCUCCUGCUGGUUCGCCAUCAGCCGCGCCCAGCUCUUCUGCCACGACGACGCCUUCCGCUCCGUCGGCCUCGAACUCAUCACCCCCGAUACCAACCUGCCCCUCGUCAAGCUCGGCGAAUCCCGCGCCGUCAUCGAGGUCAUCCUCUCGUGUCUGCAGGCAGACACCAUACCCGACUUUGGUCAUCUCGACUUCCGUGUACUCAUGUCCGCACUCGAGGCUGCCGCUGACAAGUACCGACUGGUCCACAUGGAAAAAAUCUGUCUGCUUGCAAUGGGAGCUUACUGUCAGACCCAUCCGGUCGAAGUCUAUACCCUCGCCUCCCACUACUCUUGCCGUUGGCUGACCGAAGCCGCAUCGGAACACACCCUCUCGCUCGACAUCAACCAGCCCAAGUACCGGGACAUCCUGAGCAGUGAGAACCACUCGGCCCUUCUCGAGCUGCAUCGGUACCGGACAGAGGCAGCCAAGACGAUCCUGCGCUCGCUCCAGAUAUCAGCCCAGAGCGGCCACGAGCACCGGGCGGAGCUCGAGAGCUUCUGGGCCCGCUCGGCGGCGACCAUCGAGACCAAGAUCCUCCGCCCCGACACCGACUUCAAGGCCCUCUUCACCCCCGAGCUCCACAACGCCCUCAUCCAGUUCCCCUCCUGCGCCCGCUGCUAUGCCGCCAUCGUCAGGCUCCAGAACCGCGCCGAGAAAGACUGGCUGGCCGUCCGGAGAGCCGUCCUCGAUCUCUCCGCCAAAGCCGACUCCCAUCGGAUCCAAUGUCCCGCCAGUCCUUACCAUUCUGACGAAGAAGACUCCUAA